This is a messenger RNA of Aedes aegypti (yellow fever mosquito), 1406 nucleotides long. RefSeq names its product achaete-scute complex protein T8 (gene ase). The record is from RefSeq and is a predicted model, not a curated record. Gene Ontology annotation, molecular function: DNA-binding transcription factor activity, RNA polymerase II-specific; protein dimerization activity; RNA polymerase II transcription regulatory region sequence-specific DNA binding. Gene Ontology annotation, biological process: regulation of transcription by RNA polymerase II; developmental process. Bases 168 to 1298 code for a protein of 376 amino acids. Lineage: Eukaryota; Metazoa; Arthropoda; Insecta; Diptera; Culicidae. The transcript has a single exon.
GGAACACUCGUCCGGACUCCAAAGUUGCGGUCCGGUGGACUCUAACGGUAGUGCAAGGUAGUGCGAAGGCGAACAUGUAGGACUGAACCCCAUCCAAGGACUCCCAACCAGUUGAGAUUGAUUACGAUUGUGAUAGUUAGAGUUACGUUAAGUGAUUGUGUGUGGCAAUGGCGUCGAACAUGACCACCAUUUCGGUGCGGAACAUCUCCACCCUGAACCCGUUGAAGCGCAUGAAGUUCAAGGAGAACCAAGUGAUGAUUCCGAAUGGGUCGAACGUGGAGAACUUUGAUGAAAACGAUUCUACGGUAGUGCUGAAGCGGAAGAUUCCCUUGGGAAUGCUCGGAAGUAUCGAGAAUGUGAUGUACAACAGUUCGACUGUAGAUCUACGGAAACAUCUGGGAAGUGUUGCGUCACCAGGUCCAGGAAGACGUAAGAACUCCGAUCCGAAAAGUACAAUCAGUGCCGUUGAACGACGAAACGCCCGGGAACGCAACCGAGUUCAGCAGGUCAACAACGGAUUUGCCGCUCUGCGUCAACGUAUUCCGGAGGAGAUCGCAGAAGUCUUCGAAGCCGGUACUACACGUGGGAUCCACAAGAAGCUGAGUAAAGUUGAAACCCUUCGGAUGGCCGUUGAAUACAUCAAGUGCCUGGAACGUCUCCUUUCCCUCGACCCAGAGAAGGAAGGUAGUGUUUUCAAAAUCCAACCUUCAGAACAGCAGGAGUCUACUCAGCUUCCGGCUACUCCUCCACCAGAACCGAUGCAGCCCAAUAAUUUCUUCCUCGCAAUCAAACCUCGUGCCAUCGGAAACCCGAACGGAGUUUCCCUAGAUCAAACCCAGAUCACCAUCAUCAACGGCCAUCAGUACAUCCGCAUUCCCGGUACAAACACCUUCCAAUAUCUGGACCCAGACAGUCUCUACGACGAUUCGCCAAACGACAGCUCCUUCUUCGGUGACACCAGUUCGGUUAUCGAUCAGGACGUCAUCCAGGAGGACUCGGACGAUCUUAUGAGCGAAUCGGCCAUCGCCUUCUCUCCCCAAAGCAACUACGCUCUGGAACCCGAGGACCAAAAGGAUGGACCCACAGUCUUCCUCAAUCGACCAAUGGAGGACGGAAAGAUUCUCUCCAUGAUCGAUCAACAGCAAUACGCCGACAUUAUGAUGAUCAAAAGUGAACUAGAGGAGGAUGACGAGCAAUCGCUAUUGCAGCGAACGGCCAACGAUCCGGGAUUCCUGGAUUCCAUCGACUGGUUCGAGAGCCACCACCAGCAGCUCCCUUCGGAUACCCUCAUGGACUGAGCGAACGCAUUCCCUAGCCGCCAUUUGUAGAUAGGAUUAUUUAUUUUAACGAAACUGAAUUUUAUUAUUAUUCUAAUUAUACGGAAAUUUAAUUUAUUAACCACCACU